Sesamum indicum (sesame) is the source of this 1664-nucleotide messenger RNA. RefSeq lists its product as uncharacterized. The record is from RefSeq and is a predicted model, not a curated record. NCBI's taxonomy places the organism in Eukaryota, Viridiplantae, Streptophyta, Magnoliopsida, Lamiales, Pedaliaceae.
UUUAGGCGUUGAAAGCAGUGAGUGUCCCACUGCAAAAACCCAACAGUCUUUGUCCACGGGAACGCACAAGUUUCCCAUUUCACUCUUCAAAUCUCUGCUCUGAAUCAGUAAGAGACUUCAGACUGAGCCAAAAUUCAGAUACCCAACAAGAUUUUUCACAAGUUUACACAAUAAAAUGCACGCCAAGACGGAUUCAGAGGUGACCAGCUUGGCUCCGUCGUCGCCGGACCACAACCGGCGCCCGGUGUACUACGUGCAGAGUCCGUCGCGCGACUCGCACGACGGGGAGAAGACUACGAUGUCGUUCCACUCGACCCCGGUGAUGGGCAGCCCAAUGGGCUCGCCGCCGCACUCACACUCAUCCGUGGGCCGCCACUCCAGGGAAUCGUCCACCAGCCGCUUUUCGGGCUCGCUGAAGCCGGGAUCGAGGAAGAUUUCCCCUAACGACGUCGGAUCAGGCGGGAGGGGUCACGGGAAGGGCGGGCAGAAGAAUCGGAAGGAGUGCGAUGUGAUAGAAGAGGAAGGGCUACUUGAAGAUGAGGAGUCGAGCAAAGGGCUGCCCCGCCGCUGCUAUUUUCUGGCUUUUGUUGUGGGCUUCUUUGUGCUUUUCUCGUUGUUUGCUUUGAUUUUGUGGGGCGCCAGUAAACCUCAGAAGCCCGAGAUCACUAUGAGGAGUAUUAAAAUUGAGAGGUUUGUGGUUCAAGCUGGUUCGGAUGAUACUGGAGUUUCAACAGAUAUGAUCUCCAUGAACUCCACCGUGAAGUUUACUUUCAGAAAUACUGGUACAUUUUUCGGGGUUCAUGUUUCAUCCUCUCCUCUGGAUCUCUCCUACUCGCAGCUCACCAUUGGCUCCGGAGACAUGAAGAAAUUCUAUAAAGGAAGAAGGGGUGUGAAAGAUGUUACUGUAACAGUGAUUGGCGACAAGAUUCCGUUGUAUGGAAGUGGAGCUAGUUUGAGCACCCCAACAGGGAUUACAACCUUGCCGGUGCCACUAAAGUUGGACUUCACACUUCGAUCAAGAGCUUAUGUUUUGGGUAAAUUGGUGAAGCCUAGAUUCCACAACAAGAUUGAGUGCUCGAUUGUCUUUGAUGCCAAGAAACUGAAUGUCCCGAUCUCCCUAAAGAAAUCAUGCACAUACAAGUCAUGAUAAGCCUAAAAUUGCUGAGGAAGGUUCGCAUCUACAUUUCUUUAUUGGUAUUGAAGAGGAUAAAUGAUAGCUAACAACGCAGAUUUGAACAUAGCAUGAGCACGAGGCGCCAUCGAUGACUCAAGGUGGAGAAAAGAACAACACAGGCUGGAUACAUCGGUGGCGUUUCAUGAAUUAUGAACCAUUAUUGAGCACCACCGCCCGCGGGAUCAUUCUCUAAGAUAAAACAAGACAAUCAUUUUUUCAUAUGUUUGUUUAUGUAUUACUAUUUAUAGUAUAUAGAGGUAAUAACAAUCUACAAGUCUCUCUCAUUAUACAUUAUUACAGACUUGUUAUAUGUUCUGUGAGUCACCUUCAUCAUGUGCUUGUUAAAUUAUAAUUAUGGUUCAGUAAUUUGGCUGCUGGUUGUGUAAGAAGAAUACUUGUUUUGUUUGUAUGCAUAUGUAGAACUCAGUUGAGUAGUUUUAUAUCUUUGAUGGAACAAUGGAAAAUUCAAUGUAUAGUAGAUAAAUCUCAU